UGAGUUACUUAAGGUUGAUAUUGAUAGUAGAGAUAAUUGUUUCAUGUGAAGCCAAGAAAAGCCCACGCCCCUCACUUUUGAAGUCCAACCCCGCGGUCGGUCGGUCGGUCUGGCGACUCUGACCUCGUUUGUUGUAUCAACGUGAAUCCAUGAUCCAAGUCACCCAACCCCAUAAGAUGAAAGAAGGUGGAAAAUCACAAUGGAAUUUCAAUUCGUGAGACCUGGCUCUGGUGCAGAACCGUUACCUCCCCAGUUCUCUCUUCCUGAGAUAAAUCUCUUCCACGACUCGUCUGUCUCUCCCUCGUUGUUGACUCAAUUUCUUUCUCUGCCAGUUAUGGAAGGGGUCCAGGAUGAUCGUAUCAAGCUUAACGUCGGUGGCAAACUCUUCGAGACAACCCUCUCGACGAUCCGAGCUGGCGGCCCUGACUCACUCCUCUCAGCCCUUUCGGCCCGGGACAACGAUGGCGGCGACGAAGAUCCGAUCUUCAUAGAUCGAGAUCCCGAGAUCUUCUCCGUCCUCCUAUCCCUUCUCCGGUCCAGCCGUCUUCCUGCCUCCGCCGCCCGUUCCUUCUCCAAGCAAGAGCUCGUCGAUGAAGCCCUCUAUUACGGCAUCGAAUCCCACCUCAGGUACGCCAUGAAUCCCCCUCCCUUCCUCGGCAUCGACGCCACCCUCGUCUCCACCAUCCGCCCAGCCGCCGAUGGCAUCCCUUCCUCCUUCACCGCCUCCGCCGGCGAUGGCUCCGUCUGGAUUGCCCACGGAGGCCAGAUCUCCGCCUACGACUGGAACCUUUUACACUCGGGGACCCUACGGACCCACCUCGAAGACAUCAACGCGGUCCGCCGCGUCUGGUCGGAAGUUGCCGCCGUCGGCUCCAAAACUGCCGCUGGCCUCCACUUCUACGACUUCUCCCGAUCCUGCCGAGUCGGAUCGGUCCAGUGGACGGACUCGUCCGAUCCCCGGAUUUAUAAGGCCAGAGUAAGCGCCAUCGCCGAUUCGCGCACUUCCGUCUUCGCAUCCUUCGAGUGCCAACACAAGGAGAACUGUGUUCUCUCUGUUGACAAGUCAACGCUCCAGGUGGCCUUAGAGAUUGGCCGUCAGACCGGGAGCUCCGCUAAGGCGAUGGUUCCCGGUAAGCUGACGUGGCUAAGGGAUCCUGGUCUCCUGGUCGGGAGCGCGGUGAGCGCGGGCGCUUUUGGGUUCGCAGGUUACAUUAGGCUUUGGGACCCGACGUCCGGUAAGGUGAUCUGGGAGACGAGCGAACCGGGCUCGGGCAGGAAAAGCAGGUUCGGUGACGCGUUGGCUGACGUGGACGUCGACGAGUCGGCCCUGUUCAAGGUGUGUUCGAAAUCGGGGGACGUUGGGGUCGCGGAUCUACGGAAACUCGGGGACGAUCCCUGGGUCUACUUGGAGGACCAGAAUCCUAGUUGGAUGAAAUCUGGAGCGGGAGCGGCAACGGGGGGUGGGUGUAGCGUGAUCCAUUGCUAUAGGAAGCAAGUGUUCGUGGGGAGGGAAGCAGGGUUAGAGGUGUGGUCGCCUGUGGAGGAAAAAGAAGAACGAGAAGAAGGAGAAGGAGAAGGAGAAGGAGGAGAAGGAGAAGGAGAAGGAGAAGAAGAAGAAGAGAGAAAGAGGAAUUGGGUGAGGGAAGGAGGGAUGUAUAGGAGGAAUUAUGUGGAUAAGGCUGAGGAUGCAGAGAGAGGGGUUAUCAAAAGGAUGGAAGGUGGUGGGGAGAGGCUAUUUGUUAGCAGAGAAGGUGUUGAGGGAAUUGAAGUAUGGGAAACUUCUCAUUCCUCUGGUGCCAUCCCAGUCUUGGUUUUGUGAAUUGUUUGUGAUGUAUUGAACUACAAAUCAUUUCCACCAACACUAAAAUAACAACAUCUUAUGUAUAGAUUUUUUUGUAACAUAUAUACAUUCAGUCUAGCCAUUUUUAGC
This is a messenger RNA of Macadamia integrifolia, 1930 nucleotides long. RefSeq names its product protein ENDOPLASMIC RETICULUM-ARRESTED PEN3. The record is from RefSeq and is a predicted model, not a curated record. NCBI's taxonomy places the organism in Eukaryota, Viridiplantae, Streptophyta, Magnoliopsida, Proteales, Proteaceae. Gene Ontology annotation, biological process: protein homooligomerization. Bases 200 to 1819 code for a protein of 539 amino acids. The transcript has a single exon.